This is a messenger RNA of Dibothriocephalus latus, 540 nucleotides long. The record is from the annotation of a GenBank genome assembly. Lineage: Eukaryota; Metazoa; Platyhelminthes; Cestoda; Diphyllobothriidea; Diphyllobothriidae.
AUGCCUGCUUUUCCUGCCCAGAUCUUCCGCACACACUUUGUCGACUGGGAACCCGCAAUGGCCGUGGACUUUACGCGCACCGCGCGCUCAAUCGCCGAACGCGGCUCAGACCUGAAUGUCAUCUUUGAACGGGAUAAAAUGAAGACGGAUCUGCGUGCCCUGUUGGCCCCACGCGAUAGUGCCCUGGGCUGGGAUGAGGCGAUCCAGUUGAUGCAGGAACUCAAUCAUGAGUUGCUCGAGCCCAUGGAACCGAAUGCUGACUUCUCUCAUGGCUCGCCCACAUCCUCACUGCAACAGUUCAUUCUCGACCGUGACUGGGUGCCCGUGGAGCCCGAGUGGUUUGGACACUUCUUCAAUAAGGACUCCUACAUUGUCAUCGCGCGCUACUGGGACGACGAGGAAGUCUCUGAAGGCGAUGGUGAACCUCCUUCGGGUGCAGAGCCGGAAAGACAGCCGAGUGUGCCGCGCGAGGCCUCCGCAGACGUGGAGCCCAGUCCCGCUAACAGUGCUCCUGGCUUUCCCUCCGGUGUCUCCUCCGAG